AACAUGGCCAUGUUCCUCGCAGUCUGCCGCCCACCCCGUGAAUGGGAAGCGGUAUCGUCCCCUCCCAGGAAUGGCCGCUUCAGCAGUCGUAGCCAAUAAUAACUGGUUGUGCAUCCUCCUGACCUGAGUUGUGCAUGACCCCACGCAUAUGGGAGGAGAGAGGCUGAAGGAGCUGUCCUUUGCCGUACACGAAGCAGAAGAAUGGCUGUGGCAGUGGAGGCAGGAGGAAGGAUCCCCAGCUGCAGGCCCGGCGGCGGCGGCGGCAGAGGGAUGGCUGAGGCGCGCCGCAGCAGCAGCAGCAGCCUGCAGAGGAAGAAGCCGCCGUGGCUGAGGCUGGACAUCCCGGUGCCCGGGCCAGUGGCCACAGCGGAGGAGCCAGCCUCUUUGGUGCAGCCCUCCAAGCGCCAGGCCUUCCUCAGGAGCGUCAGCAUGCCCACGGAGAGCGCCUGCCUGCCCUCCCCUCACCACGAGGCGUGGCGACCCUUCCUCCAGCGGCAGCUCUCCAUCACCCAGACCAUCCGGAGCAGGCAGGUGCGUUUUGAGCGGACGCAGACCCUGCCCGUCCGGGGGCACCAGGUGGGCAGGAGGCCUCUGAGAAAGCGCCAGUCCCUGCCCAGAGCUCUCCUCAGGGGCACCGCCGACUGGUUCGGCAUCAGCAAGGAGAGCGACUCUGCGCAGAAGUGGCAGCGGAAGAGCCUGCGCCACUGCAGCCUGCGCUACGGGAAGCUGAAGCCCCAGGCCAUGCGCGAGACGGAUCUCCCGAGCCAGGACAACAUCUCCCUGGCCAGCGCUGAGACACCGCCCCCACUCUAUGUGCCCCCGUGCCAGCCGGGCAUGCAGCGGAUCGUGGAUCCCCUGGCCCGCGGUCGGGCCUUCCGCAUGGCCGAGGAGGGGGACGGCUCCAGUGCACCCCGCACGCCCAUCACUCCCGGCGCCACCUCGCUCUGCUCCUUCAGCAGCUCCCGGUCGGGCUUCAGCCGCUGGCCCCGGCGCCGUAAGAGGGAGUCGGUGGCCAAGAUGAGCUUCCGGGCCGCGGCGGCGCUGGUGAAGGGCCGUUCCGUGAAGGAGGCUUCCCUGCGGCGGGCACGGCAGCGCAGCUUCACCCCGGCCAGCUUCCUGGAGGAGGACACCGUGGAUUUCCCCGAGGAGCUGGACACGUCCUUCUUUGCGCGGGAAGGGGCCCUGCACGAAGAACUCUCGACAUUCCCUGAUGAGGUCUUCGAGUCUCCCUCGGAAGCCGCCAUCAGGGACAUGGAAGUGAAGGCCCCACAGCCGCAGCCGGUCCUUGCAGGAGGGGCCUUGGACCGAAGCGAGCUGGAGAGGAGCCACCUGAUGCUCCCCCUGGAGCGCGGCUGGCGGAAGCAAAAGGAGGGGGUGGCGCCACAGCCCAGGGUGCGCCUGCGGCAGGAGGUGGUGAGCAUGGGCCUGCAGCGGCGCGGCCAGCGCAUCACCAUGCCAGUGCGCAAGCUGUUCGCCAAGGAGAAGCGGCCCUACGGCCUGGGCAUGGUGGGACGGCUGACCAACCGGACCUACCGGAAGCGCAUCGACAGCUUCGUCAAGCAGCAGAUCGAGGACAUGGACGACCACCGCCCCUUCUUCACCUACUGGCUCACCUUCGUGCAUUCGCUGAUCACCAUCCUGGCAGUUUCCAUCUAUGGCAUCGCCCCAGUGGGGUUUUCGCAGCACGAGAAGGUGGAUUCGGUCCUGCGAAACCGUGGGGUGUAUGAGAACGUCAAGUAUGCCCAGCAGGAGAACUUCUGGAUCGGCCCCAGCUCGGAAGCCCUCAUCCACCUGGGCGCGAAGUUUGCCCCCUGCAUGCGCCAGGACCAGCAGGUGCAGCACCUGAUCGGCGCCGCCCGCGAGAAGGAGAAGCGCUCGGCCUGCUGUGUGCGCAACGACAAGUCAGGCUGCGUGCAGACGGCCGAGGAGGAGUGCUCGUCCACGCUGGCUGUGUGGGUGAAGUGGCCGGAGCACCCCAGCGCCCCCCUGCUGGCGGCAGACAAGCGUCAGUUUGGCUCUGUGUGUCAUCAGGACCCCCGGGUGUGUGAGCAGCCGGCCUCCAUGGACCCCCACGAGUGGCCUGACGACAUCACUAAGUGGCCCAUCUGCACCAAAAACAGCGCUGGGAACUACACCAACCACAUGCACAUGGACUGCGUGAUCACGGGCCGCCCCUGCUGCGUCGGAACCAAGGGGAGGUGUGAGAUAACCUCGCGGGAAUACUGCACCUUCAUGCAUGGCUAUUUCCACGAGGAGGCCACCCUGUGCUCCCAGGUGCACUGCAUGGACGACGUCUGUGGCCUCCUGCCCUUCCUCAACCCCGAGGUCCCAGACCAGGUGUACCGCCUCUGGCUGUCGCUUUUCCUGCACGCGGGGAUCCUGCACUGCCUGGUCUCAGUGUGUUUCCAGAUGACGAUCCUGCGGGACCUGGAGAAGCUGGCUGGCUGGCACCGCAUCGCCAUCAUCUACCUACUCAGCGGCAUCACGGGCAACCUGGCCAGCGCCAUCUUCCUGCCCUACCGGGCCGAGGUCGGCCCCGCAGGGUCGCAGUUCGGCAUCCUGGCCUGCCUCUUCGUGGAGCUCUUCCAGAGCUGGCAGAUCCUGGCCCGGCCCUGGAGGGCCUUCCUGAAGCUGCUGGCCGUGGUGCUCUUCCUCUUCGCCUUUGGCCUCCUGCCCUGGAUAGACAACUUUGCCCACAUCUGCGGCUUCGUCAGCGGCCUCUUCCUGUCCUUUGCCUUCCUGCCCUACAUCAGCUUCGGCCAGCGGGAUCUAUACCGGAAGCGCUGCCAGAUUGUCCUCUCCCAGCUGGUCUUUGCCGGGCUGCUCUCGGGACUGGUUGUCCUGUUCUACUUCUACCCCUUCCGCUGCGCGUGGUGCGAAUACCUCACCUGCCUGCCCUUCACAGACAAGUUCUGUGAGAAGUAUGACUUGGAUGCGCAGCUCCACUGAGCAGCCAAGGGCCACCCUCCGCAGGGGCCUGCCUCUGGCUGCCCCUGUGCUGCUUUACCCCAUAGACCGGGACAUUUCUGCAAACAGGAGGUCUGUCUGUGCCUUGUUCAAUUUUACUGAACCUUUUCUGCUACUGCAUUUUUAUUACGCGAGUCUCAAUACGAUCUUUUUAACAGGAGCUGUUACGUGUUGCCCAGGUGGUGAUUAAACACACAGGUAGCGUUUUAGCUACGUUUACAGAAAA
This is a messenger RNA of Varanus komodoensis (Komodo dragon), 3193 nucleotides long. RefSeq names its product rhomboid 5 homolog 1 (gene RHBDF1). The record is from RefSeq and is a predicted model, not a curated record. The transcript has 20 exons. Gene Ontology annotation, cellular component: endoplasmic reticulum membrane. Gene Ontology annotation, molecular function: serine-type endopeptidase activity. Gene Ontology annotation, biological process: regulation of protein secretion; regulation of epidermal growth factor receptor signaling pathway. Lineage: Eukaryota; Metazoa; Chordata; Lepidosauria; Squamata; Varanidae. The coding region runs from base 202 to 2949 and encodes 915 amino acids.